Paraphaeosphaeria sporulosa is the source of this 1015-nucleotide messenger RNA. Its product is annotated as NAD(P)-binding protein. Gene Ontology annotation, molecular function: oxidoreductase activity. The record is from RefSeq and is a predicted model, not a curated record. Bases 68 to 1015 code for a protein of 315 amino acids. The transcript has a single exon. Lineage: Eukaryota; Fungi; Ascomycota; Dothideomycetes; Pleosporales; Didymosphaeriaceae.
CCAAUACACCCUAUCACUGAAAGCACUCCCACAUACCUCACCAUCGUCCCGCCCUUCCACUCUGAAGAUGACUACCCCCUUUAAAAACAUUAUCAUCCUUGGUGCAACUGGCUCCGUUGGCGCACCCAUCCUCGCCGCCUUGCUCGCCGAGCCCACCUUCACCACCACCAUCCUCACCCGCGCCACCUCCCGCGCCAAACUCCCCCCAAACGUCCCCGUGAUCUCCAUCUCCGACGCCUACACCCGCGACGAACUCACACGCGCGUUCACAGGCCAGGACGUCGUAAUAUCCGCCCUCAACACCACCGCCGUAACGCAGGAUGACCUCGCCUUCCGCAUCGUCGACGCCGCCCUCGCCGCCGGCGUCCGGCGCAUCAUCCCCUCGGAAUUCGGCGCCAACAACCUGGAUCCGCGCGCAACGGAGCUGGUCCCCGUGUACGCGCUCAAAGGCAACAUGCUGCGGUAUCUGAUGCAAAAAGCCGAGGCGUCGCACGGCGCGCUGACCUGGACGUCCAUCGCGUGCGGCUCGUGGCUCGACUGGGCGCUGGAUCCGGGGAAGUCGGGGAAUUUCCUGGGCAUCGAUGUCCGGGGCAGGCGGGCGACGAUCUGGGAUUCGGGUCGGGCGAGGUUCAGCGUCACGACGGCGGGAAAUACGGGGCUUGCGGUGGCGAGGGUGCUGCAGAGGGCGGAGAUGACGGCGAAUAAGCAGGUGUUUUUGAGCGAUUUUGUUACGAGUCUGAGGGAGGUCGUGGAUGCGCUGGAGAGGCUAGGUGGCCAGGGGUUUGUGGUUGAAGAAAAGGAGAGUGGGCCGGCGAUUAGGGAGGCGAGGGAAAGGUUCGAGAAGGGCGAGUUUGAGGCGACGUACCCGCUACUGGCGAUCAGCUUCGCGGGAGAUGUGGACGUGGGAUACGACUUUGAGAAGGAGCAAACGGUGUGGAACGAGGCGUUGGGACUGCCAACAAGAACGUUAGACGAGGUCGUCAUGGGAGCAAUUGAGUCGGCAAAUUCGUCUUGA